Rasamsonia emersonii CBS 393.64 is the source of this 2220-nucleotide messenger RNA. RefSeq names its product DNA replication licensing factor Mcm5. NCBI's taxonomy places the organism in Eukaryota, Fungi, Ascomycota, Eurotiomycetes, Eurotiales, Trichocomaceae. The record is from RefSeq and is a predicted model, not a curated record. The transcript is spliced from 3 exons. Bases 1 to 2220 code for a protein of 739 amino acids. Gene Ontology annotation, molecular function: single-stranded DNA binding; DNA replication origin binding; single-stranded DNA helicase activity. Gene Ontology annotation, biological process: DNA replication; DNA replication initiation; double-strand break repair via break-induced replication. Gene Ontology annotation, cellular component: MCM complex; nucleus.
AUGGACAGACGUACACCAUAUACGUUGAGCGUCCUCGCUCCUAGUCAGGAUGGUGUCGAGGAAUCCCGCACGCAGAUUCAGGCUCGCCUGCGGGAGUUUAUUCUUGCUUUCCAACUCGACAAUGCGUUCAUUUACAGAGAUCAACUUCGGCAAAAUGUCCUGGUAAAGCAGUAUUACUGCGACGUUGACAUUGCGCACUUGAUCUCCUAUAACGAGGAGCUCGCUCACAAGCUCACGACGGAGCCGGCUGAGAUCAUUCCUCUGUUCGAAGCUGCUCUGAAGCAGUGCACGCAACACAUCGUCUAUCCCUCUCAAAGAGACAUUGACCUCCCUCCGCACCAGCUACUUCUUCAUUCCAGUGCAUCUCACAUCUCCAUCAGAGACCUCAACGCCACAAACAUCUCUCAUCUCGUUCGAAUCCCCGGUAUUGUGAUCGGUGCAUCGACGAUAUCCUCAAAGGCCACUGUCGUUAAUAUUAAGUGCAAGAACUGCGAGUACACUGAAAAUAUCACUGUGGAUAGCGGGUUCGCUGGUCUUUCGUUGCCUAGACAGUGCGGUCGCAGGCCUCAGCCCGGAGAACAACCGCAAGAGAAGUGCCCUUUGGAUCCCUAUGUGAUCGUGCACGAGAAAUGUCAAUUUGUCGACCAACAGGUGCUCAAGCUCCAGGAAGCUCCCGAUCAGGUGCCUGUGGGUGAACUGCCGCGUCAUGUUCUCAUCUCUGCAGACCGAUACCUUGCUAACCGCGUCGUCCCUGGCACGCGGUGCACGGUAAUGGGUAUCUUCUCGAUUUAUCAGUCCAAGGGUGGUGGGAAAGGCAAUGCUGUCGCCCUCCGCAAUCCCUAUCUGCGGGCUGUGGGAAUCAGUACCGAUGUUGAUCACAACGCUAAGGGCGCGGCGAUCUUCACGGAAGAGGAGGAGCAGGAGUUUUUAGAGAUGAGCCGCAGACCUGAUUUGUAUGAAGCUCUCGCCCGAAGCAUUGCGCCUUCGAUUUAUGGCAACCUGGAUAUCAAAAAGGCCAUUGUGUGUCUGCUCAUGGGCGGCUCGAAGAAGAUUCUUCCGGACGGCAUGAAGCUUCGUGGAGACAUUAACGUCCUGUUACUGGGAGAUCCCGGUACUGCCAAGUCCCAGCUGCUGAAAUUUGUGGAAAAGGUGGCUCCCAUCGCCAUCUACACGUCGGGCAAGGGUUCGUCAGCGGCCGGUCUGACGGCUUCUGUCCAGCGAGACCCCACUACCCGCGAGUUUUAUCUUGAAGGAGGUGCGAUGGUCCUUGCUGAUGGAGGAGUUGUCUGUAUCGAUGAGUUCGACAAGAUGAGAGACGAAGAUCGGGUGGCCAUUCACGAAGCCAUGGAGCAGCAAACCAUCUCCAUCGCCAAGGCUGGUAUUACAACAAUUCUCAAUGCGAGGACCUCGGUUCUUGCAGCUGCCAACCCGAUCUUUGGCCGUUACGACGAUCUGAAGACACCUGGCGAGAACAUCGAUUUCCAGACAACUAUCCUGUCUCGUUUUGAUAUGAUCUUCAUUGUGCGAGACGACCAUGAGCGAAGUCGCGAUGAGCGGAUAGCACGCCAUGUCAUGGGCAUUCAUAUGGGUGGAAAAGGUGUGGAGGAGCACGUUGAAGCGGAGAUCCCCGUCGAGAAAAUGAAACGGUAUAUUAGCUACUGCAGAUCGUACGUUGACGCUUUUGCUCCCUACUUUUUGCCUCUUCGUGAAGCUAACGAGUUCUCUAGACGCUGUGCCCCUCAGCUUUCCCCAGAAGCAGCAGAGAAGCUGUCGUCGCAUUUUGUGUCAAUUCGCAAACAAGUCCACCGCGCUGAACUUGACGCGAACGCCCGUUCAUCAAUCCCGAUCACUGUGCGCCAACUGGAGGCUAUCAUUCGGAUUACGGAGGCUCUUGCCAAAUUGAGCUUGUCACCCGUCGCCACUGAAGCUCAUGUCGACGAGGCGAUCCGGCUUUUCCUCGCGUCGACGAUGGAUGCUGUGACUCAGGGUGAAGCCCAAGGAAGCAAAGAGCUCAUGGAGGAGGCGAGCAAGGUUGAGGACGAGUUGAAGCGUCGUCUUCCGAUCGGCUGGAGUACCAGCCUGGCAACUCUACGCCGCGAGUUCGUCGACGGCAGAGGGUAUAGCGAGCAGGCCCUGAACCGAGCACUGCUGGUGCUGCAACGCAGAGAGACAAUCCAGAUCCGGUCAGGAGGUUCGCAGGUCUACAGGAAUGGAGUGUAG